AUGUUGACUGAGGUGAAGAAAGCCGUCUGGAGGGAGAGCACGAAGGCCUUCAAGUCCACUGCAGCCACAGGCUUCUCACUGGAGCUGGAGGCUAUCACCACGGCACAUGAGCAGGCUGGCACGACGUCUUCAAAUGGGAUCAGAGAACAUGCACUUGGCUCUGAUCGUGAUGAUGAGACCAUUGUCAUUGAUGAGAGCCAUCUGGACUUCCCUGAAGGUGGCUCAUUGGCUUAUCUAACAGUGUUUGGUUCGUUCAUGGGAUUGAUACCUGCCUUUGGAAUGGUCAACUCAGUUGGUGCCAUAGAGGCGUACGUCUCAAAUCACCAGUUGAGAGAUGUUUCAACGUCAACUGUUUCCUGGAUCUUCUCCAUAUAUACCUUCAUUGCGUUCUCAUCCUGUAUCUUCUCGGGAACGUUCUUCGACAGAUCUGGCGCGUUCAAGCCAAUGCUCAUAGGUUCAAUCACGUUCUGCGGCGGAAUGCUAGCAACCGCUAACUGUACCAGAGUGUACCAGUUCAUCCUGGCAUUUGGUGUACUUGUUGGCUUCGGUACAGGGAUGCUUAUGUCUCCUUUGGUUGGUGCGGUCUCACACUUCUUCUACAAGAAGCGUGCCACAGCCACAAGCAUUGCUACAACCGGGGGAUCCCUCGGAGGCAUCAUCAUGCCAUUGAUGCUCAGAAAGAUGUACGGCACAGUGGGAUUCAUAUGGGCAUUGAGAGCAUUGACCUUGUUCUGUGCAUGCUGCCUUGUUCUGGCUCUCAUCUUCACAAAGGAGAGGCUCCAUCGUGAAGACAAUUCCAAGAUCGACUCUUGGAAGGGCUUCUUUAAGGUGUACUUUGUCGAUGCCUUCGACUAUAAGUCCUUAUCUGAGUUGAAGUUUAUGUCGUGUGCAAUUGGCGUUGCAUUCGCAGAAGGCUCACUGGUUGUUGUUCUGAUCUAUCUCCCUUCGUAUGCCAUUAUGCAAGGGAACUCUGAACAGACUUCGUUUCUGCUCAUCAUUGUGUCGAACACAUGUGCUAUCCUGGGAAGAUACAUUCCAGGUAUCGCAGCAGAUCGUUUGGGCAGAUUCAACGUUGUGAUUUUAACGGUGUCCAUGUGUGCUCUUAUAUCGUUAGUGCUAUGGCUACCGUUCGGAAAGAGCCUGAAAGUCCUUUACGCAUUUUCCGGUUUGUAUGGCUUCUUCUCUGGGUCGAUUCUAUCGCUGUCACCGGUGUGCUGUGGACAAAUCUCUCGGACUGAAGAGUUUGGAAAGCGUUACUCAACAAUGUACCUCAUCUCCUCCUUCACCAUGCUCACACUGAUCCCCAUCGCAGGGGUGGAUAAGGAGGACUUCAGAGCCAAGUCGGCACAAAGGCUGCAGCUCAUCAACCAAGUUGGAUUCAGUGGCUCUUUAGAAGAGUCAAAGAGGGACGUAAACUAUAGAAAUGAUCCUACUGCGGAGGGCUUGGGCCAGAAUGAGUUGAAGGGGGGACGUGAAACCAGUGCGACGUUCCCAGAGCAGGAGGAUACUGCUGAGUGCAACAGUAAGAAGUCACUGUACGUGAAGGGUAAACACGUUUCUUACCAAAGAUCCAAGUCUGUUACCAACCCAAACAUCUCCUUGGUUAAGAUUGAGGGUGUCUCCACUCCAGAGGAGGCCAAGUUCUACCUUGGUAAGCGUGUUGCUUACGUCUACAGAGCUUCUAAGGAGAUUAGAGGUUCCAAGAUUAGAGUCAUCUGGGGUAAGAUCACCAGAACUCACGGUUCUUCUGGUACCGUCAGAGCAAACUUCAAGUCCAACUUGCCAGCUAAGACCUUCGGUGCCUCUGUCAGAAUCUUCUUGUACCCAUCCAACAUCUAA
This is a messenger RNA of Williopsis jadinii, 1839 nucleotides long. RefSeq lists its product as uncharacterized. NCBI's taxonomy places the organism in Eukaryota, Fungi, Ascomycota, Saccharomycetes, Phaffomycetales, Wickerhamomycetaceae. The record is from RefSeq and is a predicted model, not a curated record. Gene Ontology annotation, biological process: translation; transmembrane transport. Gene Ontology annotation, molecular function: structural constituent of ribosome; transmembrane transporter activity. Gene Ontology annotation, cellular component: ribosome; fungal-type vacuole membrane. The transcript is spliced from 5 exons. Bases 1 to 1839 code for a protein of 612 amino acids.